AUGGCCAAGCGGACGGACACCCAGGCAUGUCACCACCACCCCGGCACUACUAGGCACGGCUAUUGGCUGCUGCUCAUCCUCUUCCUUUGCGGGCCUUUGGGCACGCUCCUGUUCUUUGUGUUGCUCCCUCCUGACACCCACAGCACCGAUGAGACGGGGCCAUAUGAGUUGGGCACCAAGAUCGUGCACCUAGCACUGGCGGGAAGCUCGAGGCGCGCGCGGUACGUGCUUGACGAGUACACUGUCUGGGGCACGUUUCUCGCCGGCGUGCGCGACCGGCUGCAGUGCGGGCCGAUCAGGACGGUCACCGACUCAUCGGGGGAGGCGAUCCUGGCGGUGGCCGACAUGGUGGACCAUGAUCACAUCGUCAUUCACGCCGACUGGAGCGGGGGCCUGGGCGAGGCGCAGGCCUCCGAUGGCGGAGGCAGCACGCUCGUGCGCGACCGAAGGUCGGGCAGCGACGGCCUGCUCCGGCUGGGCAACAGCACCCGGCGAAGGCACAGGGCGCGCUCUCUGCCCAAGCUGAUCGAGCAGGUGGACGCGCUCCAGGCGCAGGGGAGCAGGCGUGGCGUGAGCCCGGAGGGAUCACCGGAGCUGACGCCGGUCGAGCCGUGCGGUGCGCGCCAUCCAACCUUCCGGCUCGCGAUGGUGGUGCCGUGGGUCACCGAUAUGCCGCCGUGGAUCACCUACUUUGUGGCGUCCGCGCGCCGUUCGUCGUACCUCGCCGACUUCCUCGUCUUUCACGAGAUGAUUGAGCCGCCAGAGCACCUGCCUGAUAACGUCCGCUUCAUCGACCUCGGCGUCGGUGGCCUGUCGCAGCUCAUCGGGCUCCGCCUCGGCGACGAGCUAGGUAUGCCCGUCCGCAACGCAUCGCUGCUUAUCCGCUCCCUCCGCUUCAUGCUCGACAAGUGGCCGCGGCUGGUCGCCGAGUACAAGCCCGCCUUCGGCACGAUUUUUGAGCAGUACUUGGGCGACUAUUCGCAUUGGGGGUACUGCGACCUCGACAUGGUCGCCGGCAACUUGCCCCUCUUCAUCGAGCGCACCGAGCUCGCUGAGCACGACAUCGUCACCUACUCGUGGGGCGACGUGCACCGUAACGCGCGCGACAUCUUGACGCUGUGGAAGGGCUGCCCGCACCUCGGCUCCGAGCUGCAAAAGGAGCUGCUGCUCAAGGUGGCCUGGGUGCGACGGAUGGAGUCAAAGGGCAUGAAGUCCUACCCCAAGCGCUUCCAGAGCGCGGAGGGCUGCUACUCACACGCGGCGGCGCAGAUGCCCGGCAUCCGAAUCAAGAUGGCACACAAACAGUUCGUCGGCCUCUCCGUCCCCUCGGAGGAGGUUGUGUACGUGAUUCGCGGUGCGGUCUGGCAGUGCCCGGCGGAUGCGCACGUGUCGGUCGACGAGCUCGCAAAGCACUCCCAGCAGCCAUGCAGCGCGAGUCUACCCGGCGUGCAGGAGGCGCUCGGCACGCGCCUGCCGCUCCGUGUGUCGUCCGAGGGUUGCGGCAAGUGGAUGCCGGUCGAGUACCGCAUGUGCGCAAGCUUGCCGGAGCCGCCGGAGCGCGAGCGCGACACGGUUAGCUUUAGCAUCGAGCUCGAAGGCGGGCAGUUCUACGCGCAGCGCUUUCGCACGACGCUGCGCGUCCUGGACAAUGGUUGCCGGCAGGGAGCCUUCUUUCACAUGCAGGAGUGGAAGAAGCUGUGGGAUUUCUCUUCCCACGGCGUCGACCCGCUCGAGCUGAGCCCGGGCACAGACCCGCCCUCCUUUCUGCCCUCCUUUACCAUCUCCACCGACGGGGUGGCCCUCUUGACUUGA
Emiliania huxleyi CCMP1516 is the source of this 1812-nucleotide messenger RNA. RefSeq lists its product as hypothetical. The record is from RefSeq and is a predicted model, not a curated record. The transcript is spliced from 4 exons. Lineage: Eukaryota; Haptophyta; Isochrysidales; Noelaerhabdaceae. Bases 1 to 1812 code for a protein of 603 amino acids.